AUGUCGGCUAAUGUGCAAGCUCGGGACAUCAUGGAAUGCCCGGAGUGCAAGGGGAAGACUCAGAUCGUCGUGGACUAUGCUCAAGGUUCGGUGAUUUGCCGUAAUUGUGGAUUGAUUUUGGAGAUGUCAUGCAUUGAUGAUUCGCAAGAAUGGCGGUCAUUUUCGGAUAGCAGUGGACCGGACAGGAAUCGAGUUGGAGGGACGACUAAUAAUAUGUUGCAUUCUGGGGGCUUGGGCACUAGUGUUGGUUUUGGCAAUAGUAGAUUGGCCCGUACCCACAUGAUAGCGGUGAAUAGUGAUAAUGUGGAUCGUACUCUCAACAAGGGUCAUAAGAUUCUCCGAGACAUUAUGGACGCCCUGGCUUUGCCAGACAAUAUCUACACACGAUGUUGUCAGAUAUUAAAGCAGAUGGACGAUAGUGGAUUGUUGAAGGGGAAGACGAAUUAUCCGUGGUUGUUGGCAGUAACGUAUAUGGCAUGCAGGCAGGAGGGAGCUGGAAGAAGUAUCAAGGAGAUACUCGCGGCCCAGCCUACUGUGAAGAAGCAGUCAUUCACCGACAACAGUUGUCGAUUGGCUGAUCUGCGUAAUAGAAUUGAAUGA
Perkinsus marinus ATCC 50983 is the source of this 600-nucleotide messenger RNA. Its product is annotated as transcription initiation factor IIB, putative. Gene Ontology annotation, cellular component: nucleus; transcription preinitiation complex. Gene Ontology annotation, molecular function: TBP-class protein binding. The coding region runs from base 1 to 600 and encodes 199 amino acids. The record is from RefSeq and is a predicted model, not a curated record. The transcript is spliced from 5 exons. Gene Ontology annotation, biological process: DNA-templated transcription initiation; transcription preinitiation complex assembly. Lineage: Eukaryota; Perkinsozoa; Perkinsida; Perkinsidae.